Atta colombica is the source of this 1949-nucleotide messenger RNA. It is a transcript of the gene MFS16, whose product is annotated as glucose-6-phosphate exchanger SLC37A2. The transcript is spliced from 9 exons. Gene Ontology annotation, molecular function: transmembrane transporter activity. Lineage: Eukaryota; Metazoa; Arthropoda; Insecta; Hymenoptera; Formicidae. Gene Ontology annotation, biological process: transmembrane transport. Bases 114 to 1736 code for a protein of 540 amino acids. Gene Ontology annotation, cellular component: membrane. The record is from RefSeq and is a predicted model, not a curated record.
UACUACGUCAAUUACGAUAAGACGAAAAGAUUAUUUUAUCUUGCUUCUGCACAAAAAGAAUCCUAUAAUCAGAGUACAAAAUACACUAUUAAAUACUACAAAAAAGUAUUAAUAUGAAUGGACCGACGAGAGAUCUACCAUGGGGUUUGCAAUGUGCAAGAUGUAUGUGCAACGGUUGCUGCGAGCAUCGUCGUAUCAAUUGGACAGCAUGGCACCAAGGAGGCAUAUUGGCGCUUACUUAUCUAGCAUAUACUUGUUAUCAUUUGACUCGGAAACCGAUAUCUGUAGUGAAGAAUGUUUUAAGUCUCAAUUGCAGCAAUCUACCAGUACCUGCGGAUAUUUUUGUAAAUGUUAGUAACCGAGAUACCUGGUGUGAUUGGGCUCCAUUUGAUACGGAAGAUGCACCAGCAUUACUUGGCAUGCUGGAUUCAGCAUUUCUGUUUGCAUAUGCAGUGGCUAUGUUUUUCAGUGGGUUCAUAGCGGAGAGAGUAAAUCUGCGAUACUUCCUUUCCAUUGGUAUGCUUGCUUCAGGCAUAUCAUGUUACCUGUUUGGAAUCGCUAAACCAUACAAUAUUCACAAUCUAUGGUACUUUAUUUUCGUGCAGGCACUAGGCGGAAUCUUUCAAACUUCUGGAUGGCCAGGCGUAGUAACUGUUGUGGGAAAUUGGUUUGGAAAAGGCAAGCGUGGCUUGAUCUUUGGAGUAUGGAAUUCUCAUACAUCCUUAGGAAAUAUAUUAGGUAGUUUAAUCGCGGCGGCAUACGUCGAGUCCGAUUGGAGUUUGAGUUUCAUUGUGCCUGGAGUGGUAAUGGGACUGAUGGGAUUUGUGAUCUUCCUGUUCCUAAUACCAAAUCCUAUCGACUUAGGAUAUAGCUCGCCCGCUUCCCUCGGAUAUCGAAAAAUUGUAACGAAUAGUUCGGACGAUGACUCGUUUGACGGAGGUUACGAAUCUCAUAGUGUCAACGAGGAUCGUGUCAUCUAUCGCUGUGUCUACCGUGAACAACUUACUACCGACAAUGUUGCAAAUGAGCGCUCUGAAACUAGCCCAAUGCUAUCUGGACACCGACGUGAUCAUAAUACAUCUCACAAUAGCGCGAUCGACUUCAUAGGAGCCAUAAAGAUACCAGGUGUUAUCGAAUAUUCCUUGUCGCUAUUUUUCGCAAAGCUUGUUAGCUAUACAUUCCUCUACUGGUUACCAUUGUACAUCGCAGCUACAACUACAUAUAACGCAACUCUGAGUGCGGAUCUGUCGACUCUGUUUGAUGUGGGCGGUAUAAUAGGUGCUAUAGCAGCUGGAAUCAUCUCUGAUUACAGUGGCAUGAGCGCGUUAACAUGCGCCGCAAUGUUUGGACUUGCAUUUCCCGCGUUAUUUAUGUACGACUCUAUCGGAAAUACUAGUCUAGGCGUCAAUAUAGUAUUACUGCUGAUAGGAGGGCUUUUAGUGAAUGGUCCCUAUGCAUUAAUAACGACUGCUGUGUCGGCCGAACUGGGAACUCAUCCUAGUUUAGGAGAAAAUUCAAAAGCUUUAGCUACAGUGACUGCCAUUAUCGAUGGAACUGGUAGUAUUGGGGCUGCAAUUGGUCCGCUAUUAGCAGGUUUAGUGUCUCAGUGGGGCGGAUGGCACAAUGUGUUUUAUAUGCUUAUGUGUGCGGAUUUAUUCGCUCUACUGCUUCUGUCCAGAUUAGUUUACAGAGAUAUAAGAUUGUAUGUGCAAAGACGAAGAAUUAUUCAAAUGUAGAACGUGAAAUAAAAUUCGCUAAUUAUUGCGUAUAAAUGCGGAGAGGUAUGUCAGUUUUUAUAUAUUUGAAUCUGUGUAUUUAUAAUUUAUAGUCUUGUAUCUCCUUAAGGGAUGCAAGAGAGAGAUUUAAAUAUAUGGAAAUCUAUUUUGGACAAUACUUUUUCAUAACUGCUACACGCAUCUAAAUGUAAUUUUAAACAGAGAAAAGCUAAU